Messenger RNA from Bombus huntii, 3043 nucleotides. RefSeq names its product charged multivesicular body protein 1b (gene Chmp1). Gene Ontology annotation, biological process: endosome transport via multivesicular body sorting pathway; late endosome to vacuole transport; protein transport. Bases 371 to 970 code for a protein of 199 amino acids. The record is from RefSeq and is a predicted model, not a curated record. NCBI's taxonomy places the organism in Eukaryota, Metazoa, Arthropoda, Insecta, Hymenoptera, Apidae. The transcript has 4 exons. Gene Ontology annotation, cellular component: multivesicular body; ESCRT III complex.
UUUAAGGCGUUCUCAGUUGGUGUAGCAGUUUAUAUUCUAAAAAAUAUAUUCUACUUUUCCAUCUAUGAAAAUAUAUUUUUCAUUUAUGUCAUCUAUCAAAUGAAUAGUAAUAAUUAAUCAUACAGUAAUCUUUUUACUUAGAUAUCUACCAAAAUAAUCAAAAUUAAUCAUCGUUAGAGUACCAAUACCUGUUAAAUAUUAAUAUUUAUCAUGUCAGGUAAAUUCAAAUUUGAAUGACAGUUGAUUUCAUUAAAUAGCAACGCAUAUUGUCACUUGUUAUAUCUUUGCUGACAGAAGCAAAGUAAUUCUAUUGUUUGAACCUAUCGUUCAUUUUUAAAAUCUCAUCAAAACGGGGGCUGAACAGUCAAUUAUGUCCGUCUCCCAGAUGGAAAGAAAUUUAUUCAAUCUCAAAUUUGCUGUGAAGGAAUUAGAGAGAAAUUCCAAGAAAUGCGAAAAAGAAGAAAAGGUGGAAAAGGCAAAAAUAAAAAAAGCCAUUCAAAAAGGUAAUAUGGAGGGCGCACGAAUUCAUGCAGAAAAUGCAAUUCGCCAACGUAAUCAGGCACUUAAUUAUUUACGGAUGAGUGCAAGAGUUGAUGCAGUAGCUAGCAGAGUACAAACUGCUUUGACUACACGCAAAGUUACUCAGUCAAUGGCUGGAGUAGUUAAAGCCAUGGAUGCAGCAAUGAAAUCAAUGAAUUUAGAAAAAAUUUCAGGUCUUAUGGAUAAGUUUGAAAGUCAGUUUGAAGAUUUGGACGUACAAAGUUCAUACAUGGAGAAUGCUAUGUCUCAAACUACGACAACAAAUGUUCCACAAAAUGAUGUUGAUUCUUUAUUACAACAAGUUGCAGACGAAGCUGGUUUGGAGUUGAAUAUGGAAUUGCCAUCUGGACAGUUAGGUAGUAUAGGUACCUCUACUAUCAGUCAAGAACAAGAUGAACUUACACAACGGUUAGCAAGACUUCGUGAAUAGUAAUACAGAUAUAAAAUCUAGUUACAUUACAGGUACAUAAUGAGAAAGAUAUAUCUUUAUCUGCUAUAAUUUGCAUUAACUUAUUAACCUUUUGACUGCCAUAUAAGAGUUUAAUGGAAAUGAUCACCAUAUACUAUCCUUGUCUAUAAUUGCUUGGUAAUUACAUACUAGACAUUAUAAGCGCCUACAAUUGCACAUACUUAAAUUUCAAUUUCUUUUUUGUUUUUUAGCCAUAUACAGAGACUGGUUUAUUUUGUAACGAUCAGUGUACAAAGGGUUAAAAGAAAACGUAUAAAAACAUUUUCUUUAUGUACAGUCCAUGAUGUUAAACCUUUUUCUUAAAUCUUAUUCAUUUAUUUCGAGUAAAAUUAUGUAGUAAUAAUAUAAAAAACUAAAAUCUCCCACCUGAGGUUUAUCAUUAGGUUCCUCAGUUAUUUGUAUGAGACAAACAUAUAUUGUUCAGUAAAUGUACAUAUUUAUUUAAAAUUGCAGAAUUCCAUUAAACCAAUUGAAAAAUAUUAUAAUAAUUAAGUAAUUGAGAAAUAUUAUAGCUUAAAAUGAUUUCAAAAUUAUAGCAGUAUAUAAAUAUAUUUAUAGCCAAUGGGAUUAUACAGUUCCAGAGUGUUCCAUUUGAAGUUACGCAUGCAAUUAUUUCCCAAACUAUAGUUCGUUUUAAAAAAUGUUUCAAAUGGAACUUACCCUGCCCUGGGAAGAAGGGAGGCAUGUUACAGUGAUCACAAACCUUCUCUAAGUGGACGUGCUUCCGAGAUUUCAAGGUGGUCUUUGUUUUUUUUAUGCGGAACUAUAUGUUUUUAUUUAGAUAGGCAUGUAACCCGUUCCGGGAUGAAUUUAUCGAACUAUAAUAUAUUGAUGUUUGAAGGUCAUUUAUUGCCGUUCAAAACAUACUGUUGUUGAACGUCCAGAAAUUGUUUCUUAUGUAUUCAAAAGGAUGACUUUUGUAGUCAGUACAAUUAUUUACUCUAUUUCUAUAUGAUAGCUGCACCUUCUCGAAAGUGACAGAACUAAUUCUUCCAAAUUCCUCACAUUCUUCCAAAAUUAGAGGCAUAUCGGCAAUCUUAUUGCGAAAUUAUUGCGAAUUUAUUGCGAGUUUAUUAUUGCGUAUAAUGAACCGUCGUAAAUUAAAUCGUUACCGGAAGAAAGUACACCUUAAUACUAUUUGCAAUAAUGAUUCCUUCGAAGCAACUAUCAUACAAACUGAGGAUAUCUGUCUAGUAGCAAAUUAUAGUUAUUAAUAAACAAAAACAAAUACGAAUAACGAUAAAUCGCAUCAUUUGUAUAAUUUCGAUUCAUGUUUACCAUCUGAAUCGAUGCAAUACUUCAGUAAAUCAAAUCCUGAGAACGUUCGAAGAAAGUAAGUUUUUGAAAGGCAAUGAAUGACCUUCGAGUACCAACAUAUUAUGAGUCGAUGAAUUCGUCACGAAAUGAGCUACACACCUCCUUAAAUAAAAAAAUACAGUUCCGUAUAAAAAAAACAAAGAUCUCCUUAAAAUCUCGGAAACACGUCCACCUAGAGAAGAUUUGUGAUCACCCCUGGUCCCUUCCGAAAUAAGGUAAGUUUUAUUUGAAACAUUUUUUUAAACGAGCUAUAGUAUGGAAAUUAAUUGCAAACUCCACCUGAAACACCUUAUAUAUCUUUCUUAUCUCUGUAACAAGUACCUAUAAAUAAUGAACACGUUAGAAUGUUCAACACAAAUUGCUUGAAUAAAAAGAGUUUACUUGCUAUAUAUUCAUGAACAAAAUAAGCUUUUAAUAUAAUCAAAACUCAUUUGUUAUAUUAUAAGAUUAGAUUUCUGUAGAAUAAAAAGAAAGCACUAUUAAUUGUUAUUAACAAUUAUUAAUAAUUAUUGAUAAUAAUUAUUAAUAUAAUUAAUUUUGCACAAUAUUGUAAACAUAGCAGGUACUACUCUCUAUGAUAUGAGAAAGAAUAUACUUUUAUAUAAAGACAAUUUAUCAAAGAAAAGCUUUAUUACUGCAAUGGUAUUUAUGUUGUAAACAUACUAUAUGACAGAAUAAUUCAAGUAGAUUGAUUGUACUUUAAAAACAAUUUGUAGC